Messenger RNA from Myotis myotis, 2041 nucleotides. It is a transcript of the gene SLC35A1, whose product is annotated as solute carrier family 35 member A1. Gene Ontology annotation, cellular component: Golgi membrane. Gene Ontology annotation, biological process: pyrimidine nucleotide-sugar transmembrane transport. The coding region runs from base 409 to 1272 and encodes 287 amino acids. Gene Ontology annotation, molecular function: pyrimidine nucleotide-sugar transmembrane transporter activity. The transcript is spliced from 10 exons. Lineage: Eukaryota; Metazoa; Chordata; Mammalia; Chiroptera; Vespertilionidae. The record is from RefSeq and is a predicted model, not a curated record.
GUGAUGACCCUGGUGGCUGCAACGUAUACCAUAGCUUUAAGAUACACAAGGACAUCAGACAAAGAACUCUACUUUUCAACCACAGCCGUGUGUAUCACAGAAGUUAUAAAGUUAUUGUUAAGUGUGGGAAUUUUAGCUAAAGAAUGACAGAAAAAGGAAAUAAACUGGAACUGCUAUUUAAAUGGAGAAAACUAUUGAAGGGAGGAGAAAAGCAGCUUUGAGGGAAGGUGAUACCAACAAUUAAUUUGGGAGAGCAAGUAACUACUCUCUAGGAUACCAACUGUUAAAUCACUGUCAAAACAUGUUAUGUAAAGUGCCAAACAUCCUCUUUUAAGAUUGCAGCAACUAAGUUUGCUGCCUUCAGACGUUCAGGACUGUUGCUAUUGAGAAUGGCAGGCUGCCAGACUGAUGGUGUUAAGAAAAUGUUCUUUCCUGUCUCCCCUUAAAAACAGAGAAACUGGUAGUCUGGGUAGAUUCAAGACUUCGUUAAGAGAAAAUGUAUUGGGGAGCCCCAAAGAACUGAUGAAGUUAAGUGUGCCAUCAUUAGUGUAUGCUGUUCAGAACAACAUGGCUUUCCUAGCUCUUAGCAACCUGGAUGCAGCAGUGUACCAGGUGACCUACCAAUUGAAGAUUCCUUGUACUGCUUUAUGUACUGUUUUAAUGUUGAACCGGACACUCAGCAAAGUACAGUGGAUUUCAGUUUUUAUGCUGUGUGGUGGAGUUAUACUUGUACAGUGGAAACCAGCUCAAGCUACGAAAGUCAUGGUGGAACAGAAUCCAUUUUUAGGGUUUGGUGCUAUAGCUAUUGCUGUAUUGUGCUCAGGAUUUGCAGGAGUGUACUUUGAAAAAGUUUUAAAGAGUUCAGACACUUCCCUUUGGGUGAGAAACAUUCAAAUGUAUCUAUCAGGGAUUGUUGUGACAUUAGUUGGCGUCUACUUGUCAGAUGGAGCUGAAAUUAAAGAAAAAGGAUUUUUCUAUGGUUACACAUAUUAUGUCUGGUUUGUCAUCUUUCUCGCAAGUGUUGGAGGCCUCUACACUUCUGUUGUGGUCAAGUACACAGACAACAUCAUGAAAGGCUUUUCUGCAGCAGCAGCCAUUGUUCUUUCUACCAUUGCUUCAGUGCUGCUGUUUGGAUUACAGAUAACACUCACCUUUGCUCUGGGUACUCUUCUCGUAUGUAUUUCUAUUUAUUUCUAUGGAUUACCCAGACAAGAUACUACAUCCAUCCAACAAGGAGAAACAGCCUCAAAAGGAAGAGCCAGUGGUGUGUAAUUUCAGCCUCAAAGGAGAUUCCUACUAAGAUUGAAACCAUUUGCAUUAAACUAGAGCCUUAAGUCAACCCCAGAAGGUAGCUUAAAGAAUAACCAAUUAACUAUGUGGUAUAAGAAUUAAGAAGAAAGCUAUCUUUAGUGAAUUGCUACCAAGAUUUAAUGUGACCUGUUUGGGGUCAACCCAUUUUGUUUUAGAAUGAAUUUUUUUAUUGUAUAUAUAAUGUAUAUAAAAAUAUGGAGAUAGUACGGUUAAAAAAUCAUGUGAGGAUAUAAUAUUCAAAUAAUAAGGUUUGGGACAAUGUUAAAGGUUAAAGUGCCAAAGCCAUUUCUGUACUAACUGUUGUCUUGUUCAGGUACCAGGGGAGAAGGAUGGCCCCUCCUUGUUCCCCAAUUCAUGUAGAGUAUUUUGUUCCAGCAGCAGUAAUGACCUAACUCUUUUCUUACAAGGGAGACAAAAACAAGACAGGCUAGUCAGAAACAAACUGAAUGUGGAACUUCUCAAACUGAAUAUUUCAUAACUCAAGACAAUGAUUUCUGGGUGGUGACUGAAUACUCCUGUAAGUGCUGUAUUUGUGCCAUUUAUUGUAUGGAUUCAUAUUUCUUUGCUGUUAGAUGAUAUACUUUUCUCCAAAAAAUAUUUCUACUGUCUUUUGUACUUUUUUUUAUAAAGUAUGUUUAGCUGUGGGGCUCUCAAUAAUUUAUAAAAUUCUGUUUUUUAAAAAAAUUUUUAUAUGAAUAGGGAAAUUCAGCAAUAAACUUUAUAUGAAAUC